This is a messenger RNA of Stegostoma tigrinum, 4450 nucleotides long. It is a transcript of the gene tlx1, whose product is annotated as T cell leukemia homeobox 1. Bases 163 to 1080 code for a protein of 305 amino acids. Gene Ontology annotation, biological process: animal organ development; regulation of transcription by RNA polymerase II. Gene Ontology annotation, cellular component: nucleus. Gene Ontology annotation, molecular function: RNA polymerase II cis-regulatory region sequence-specific DNA binding; DNA-binding transcription factor activity, RNA polymerase II-specific. Lineage: Eukaryota; Metazoa; Chordata; Chondrichthyes; Orectolobiformes; Stegostomatidae. The transcript is spliced from 3 exons. The record is from RefSeq and is a predicted model, not a curated record.
AAUUACAACAGCCAGGCCUCGGCUGCAGGGGAAGGAGCCUAAGAAUCCAAGGGGUUUUUUUUGUAUUAUUAUUCCUGGAGAUUAGGGAGGGGAAUCUCGAUUUGUGAGUUGGAAAUACCGGGCAAUUUAUUGUUUCCCACCCUCACACCCCCAGACCACAAAAUGGAGCAUAUAGGGGGGCAAGUUGCACACCCCCAACACGAGCCUAUCAGUUUCGGAAUAGACCAGAUUUUGAACAAUCCGGAUCAAGGAAGCUGCAUGAUCCCGAAUUCCCGGCUGCAGGAUAUGGACUAUGGCCUGGGCUGUAUGGUGAGUGGGAAUUACAGCAACAUGAAUUACACCGUGAACUACAACAGCAACGGCAGCGGGGGCGGCUACAAUAACGCAUGUAGCCUGGCGCCACUGGCGGGCCCUUACGGUGUUAACCUGGGCAUGAACAGCAGCAGUUUGAACCCGGCAGGAGUCAUCAGGGUACCGGCCCAUCGGCCCGUCAGCACAGGGGUGCACCAACCUCUGUCCACUGGAGUGACGACCGCUCCCAGCUCCAACAACAACCUGACAAACCUGACAUUCCCCUGGAUGGAAAGUAACAGAAGAUAUACCAAGGAUAGAUUCACAGUGGCCCUGUCGCCUUUCACGGUUACCCGCCGGAUAGGGCAUCCUUAUCAAAACAGAACUCCGCCGAAAAAGAAGAAACCUCGCACCUCCUUCACCCGGCUACAGAUCUGCGAAUUGGAGAAGCGGUUUCACCGCCAGAAAUACCUUGCCUCGGCCGAGAGAGCAGCGCUGGCCAAAGCUUUGAAAAUGACAGACGCUCAGGUCAAAACGUGGUUCCAGAACCGGCGGACCAAGUGGAGGAGGCAAACAGCGGAGGAGAGAGAGGCGGAGCGCCAGCAAGCCAACCGGAUCCUGAUGCAACUGCAGCAAGAAGCUUUCCAGAAAUCCCUGAACCAGCCCAUUCAACCUGACCCCAUCUGCCUGCACAACUCCUCGUUGUACGCCCUGCAGAACCUGCAGCCCUGGUCGGAUGACACGGCUAAGAUUACCUCGGUCACCUCCGUGGCUUCGGCCUGCGAGUAACAAUUUGUAGACUCAGCAACUAACUGGGGCUUUUAGAAAGACAAGAGGACCCCGGGCUUGUCUUGUACCUGUAGCGGCACAGCGCGGCGCUAGGAGGUAGUGACUCUCCGGUCAAGCCGGACUGGAUGCAUAUCCCGGAAGAGCCCAGUUGCCGGCUUCCCAUCCUCUCUCCUCGCUCUCUGCCGCGACACUGGAUUGGGAUCCCGAUUCCUGCCGGAGCAGAUUAAAAAGCCAACUCGGCGGCUUGUGAAUUCCACCUACACCUUACCCGCACCCCCCCGCUCGGCAUCAGGCCAACGUGCCAAGGGAAGUGAGUGCUUCCAAACCAGGCCAGUACGGUAACACACACCGACACCUACAGAGACACCAAACAACAGGUUAUAUUCCAACAGGGACAGAUACCUAUAGCGACACAGACAGGGACAGAGACAGAGGGACAGAUACCUACAGGGACAGAGACAGAGGGAAACAUACCUAUAGGGACACAGACAGGGACAGAGACAGAGGGACACAUACCUACAGGGACACAGACAGGGACAGAGGGACACAUACCUAUAGGGACACAGACAGGGACAGAGACAGAGGGACACAUACCUACAGGGACACAGACAGGGACAGAGGGACACAUACCUAUAGGGACACAGACAGGGACAGAGACAGAGGGACACAUACCUACAGGGACACAGACAGGGACAGAGGGACACAUACCUAUAGGGACACAGACAGGGACAGAGACAGAGGGACACAUACCUACAGGGACACAGACAGGGACAGAGGGACACAUACCUAUAGGGACACAGACAGGGACAGAGACAGAGGGACACAUACCUAUAGGGACACAGACAGGGACAGAGGGACACAUACCUAUAGGGACACAGACAGGGACGGAGACAGAGGGAGAGAUACCUAUAGGGACACAGGCAGGGACAGAGACAGAGGAACAGAUACCUACAGGGACACAGACAGGGACAGAGGGACACAUACCUAUAGGGACACAGACAGGGACAGAGACAGAGACAGAGAUACAGAGACACAAACAGAAGCAUGGACAGCGAUAAUGGGAUAGAUACCGACAGAGACACAGAGUGAAACAUGGAGAGAGAGAGUCGGGGGGCAGCUGGGGUCAGAAACCUAUUGACAGAUACCUACGGAUGCACACACAUGUGUGAAGGAUCAAUGCUUGGAGAACUGAACUGAGGUGAGAGACACCCCCACCCAGUGAUGGUCCUCUGUCCCGGUUGUAAACCCCGAUCCUACUCCCCGAACCCCCACCACCCGAAACAGCCUCAGUUCCCAGUCCGGAUAACGGGCCUUGUGUGAGUCAAUUGGAGAGGAGCUGUGAGCGGCAUGGGGAAUAAGAAUUACUGCUGGUCAUUUCCUAGUCCUAGCUGAACACCGUACAGGUCAUUAACCUCACUGGGCGGGGGACUGGAUGACCUGACAGUAGCAGUUCGUGAACCAGUUGGCUUUUUAUGGCAAUCCGACAGCACCACAGCUCUCUGAGACCGCCUUCCUAUUUCUAAAUUCGAUUUCUUUUCAGAUUCCCGCCGAAUAACCGAUACAGUGAUCUAAGCAGGGCGUCGCUGUGCAUUAGAAUAAUAGGCCACAAACAAAAAUUGGGGGUGGAGAAGUAAAUGUUCCAGAUUUGAUGAAUGUGCACGGAGCAAAUGGGUUCACAUGGAAUGACAAUGUAGUCACGGAGCUGGUCAAGAUGCCAGGCUUCAGAACCCGCUACCAAGCGGGCACUUCACAAUUUCACACAACUCUUUUCAAUUUGGCAAAAUUCGCCCCGUUCUCACACUGGUGUGUUAGUGCACGGUGUUGGUCAUCAUGAGUUUUUUUUCUUAAAUCAAGCUAAUGUUUAGUCUUAAAGGGACGAGACUUAUUGCCCUGUAAGAGAUAUAGUGAGUCCACUUUAAAAGACAAGUGAAAGACAGCUCCCUGUCGUCUAUAUAUAGAUAUAUAUAUAUAAAUAUAUAAAGUAACGGUAAAAUUAGUGAUCAAAGUAUUUUGUUUUCUGAAGGUCAGUGUUAACAUUUACAAUUUCUGCCAGGAAUCUUUGUUAGAUAAACAUUUGACAGUCAGAAUGAUUCCAGCACGCAGUCUCUUCCUUAACAAUGGACCUGGCUUUCAAAAUAAGUUAUGCACUUAUGAUCAAUAUUUUCUGUAAUCAACUUUCUACAAUUCUUGUGUAAAUUAUGUCUAAAAAAAGGGAACAAAAGUUCUGCAGCACUAAUGUCCUGUAUUUGGAGAGUCUCUGAUUUAUUUUUCUAUAUACAAAUCUCAGCCUCUGAGAGGAGAGGGGGUCAUGGUGAAAGUGUCCCCAUUUAAACAGCAAAGUACAUUCAUGAAAAGGGCCAGGUCCUAGAAGUCUGAAAUGAAGACAGAAAUUGGUGGAAAUGCACAGAGGGUCAGUCAAGAUGUGAAAGGAGCAAGAUCUUGCAUUUGUAUAGCACCUUUCACAACUUCAGGACAUUCUAAAUUUCUUCAUUGACCUUCUUAAUUGCAGUCACUGUUGUAAUUGUAGAAAACACAUCAGCCAAUCUUGGCACAACAAACACCCACAAACAGCAAUAUGAUUAUAACCAGAUAAACUGCUGUUCUCUUGGUAUUGUUUCAGUGAUAAAUGUUGACGAGGACUUCAGGGAGAAAUCCUCUGUUGUUCACACUGAGCUUUAGAGUUAGAGUAUGCUGAAACAGCUAACACUGCCUUAGAGGCAUUAACUUGAUGUCUCUCUCACUGUCAGUUGCAGUUGGACCUACAGUAUUUCAACAACAGCUUACAUUUAGAUAGCAGCAUUAGCAUAAUGAAACAUCCCAAGGUGUUAUUUUCAGUACUCUCUGUUUUUCUCUCUACCUGAUUCAAAGCCAGUUCCAUCAUCCACCAGGAUUUUAUUUUGUGUUAAUUUUGUCAGAGCAGCUUUGGUUUGUGUUGUUUGGGGUAUCCAAGCACCACAGCUUGGCCAAUCAGAUCCUGGAUGAGCCUUCAACUCAAUUCCAUUUGUAUUUUAGAUGGUACUUUCUGGAUUAUUUGAAUUUCCUGGCUAUGCUGAUUUGGAGAGGAUUAUUCUUGGUGCCACUUUGAUGAAUAUUGCUCUUCAACUGGAACACUGAGAUUUGUUAGUGACAGCACCUAAGAGGUCUGGAGAUUCAUAUGAACUUGGUUUUAAAUGUUCUGCACAGUUCACAAUCCAUUCCUGAGUGGAAAAGACUCAGACAUAUAUCCUAUAUACUUCAUAGUCCAUGUAACUGUUAUUUUCGCAGAUAGCACUUGACACAGUUACGACCAGCGUUCCUCCCCUCAUCAUGGAACCUUUUAAGUUUUAUAAAGUUGUUUUUUUUUCGUCCAGUCUGUGAGCUUUUUAACUGU